Messenger RNA from Cladophialophora psammophila CBS 110553, 1749 nucleotides. RefSeq lists its product as uncharacterized. The coding region runs from base 1 to 1749 and encodes 582 amino acids. Gene Ontology annotation, biological process: transmembrane transport. NCBI's taxonomy places the organism in Eukaryota, Fungi, Ascomycota, Eurotiomycetes, Chaetothyriales, Herpotrichiellaceae. Gene Ontology annotation, molecular function: transmembrane transporter activity. The transcript is spliced from 3 exons. The record is from RefSeq and is a predicted model, not a curated record.
AUGAGGAAACAAGCCGCCGUCUCAACCCAUGAAUCGCCCCCCGUCCCGGGAUCUGUUUCCACUCAACUUACUGGGUCACGCAAAAAUGCAGACGCGCUUCAGACAUCCUCCACGAAAGGAGACGAAGGACACCAAUAUUUGGGGCCACGGGCUCUCACACUUCUGGGCGGCUCCCUUCUGCUCGUCAUCCUACUCAUCACUGUCGAUGCCUCCAUUCUUGCAACUGCCAUCCCCCAAAUCACAGAUCACUUCCAUACCAUCGCAAACAUUGGCUGGUAUCCCGCGGCAUACAUGAUCACAAAUGCAUCGUUACAGCCUCUUACCGGAAAAGUGUUUACAUACUUCCCUCUCAAGGGCGCCUUCCUUGUUUUUGUCGCCGUCUUCGAAUUAGGUUCCUUGAUAUGUGCUGUUGCCUCGUCUAGUACUAUGCUAGUAGUGGGGCGAGCAGUCGCCGGUAUAGGCGCAUCAGGUCUUAUGAACGGGGUCCUCACUAUACUUGCCGUUGCCGCUUCUCCUUCUGUUCGACCUACCAUGAUGGGCCUCCUCAUCUCCUUCGCCGGUGCUGGACAACUCAUAGGCCCGCUGGUCGGCGGUGCCUUAACUGAACAUGCUUCAUGGCGUUGGUGUUUUUGGAUCAACCUUCCCAUCGGCGCGGUGGCCAUAGUUGCGACGACAUUCAUCCGUUUUCCGGCAUACAAAGCUCGCAAGCCAAGCUGGGCAUUGUGGGAUGUGGUUCACGACUUUGACAUCACCGGAUUUGUCCUUUUCGCACUAGCAUGCAUUAUGCUUCUACUCGCUUUGGAAUGGGGUGGAACUACGUACUCAUGGUCGUCCGCCACAAUCAUCGGACUCUUAUGCAGGUCUUCAGGGACAUUCAUAGUCUUCAUCAUUUGGGACAGUUUGAUCAACGCUGCAUUACAGUUCGGAGGCAUAUUGGUACACGUCUAUUACCUGCCGCUCUGGUUCCAAGCGAUCAAAUCAGCCAGCCCAACAAUGAGUGCAGUCUACAUCCUCCCAACAUUCGGGUUGCAAAUCUUCAGUGCGAUCUUUGCUGGAGCACUAACAUCUCGGUUCGGCUAUCUUAUGCCACUCUCAGCGACGGGUUCUAUCUUUAUUACAAUCUCAGCAGGGCUAGCCAGCACACUCACUACAGAUGCUGACGCGGGGAAAUACAUUGGAUACCAGGUCCUCAACGGAGUUGGACGAGGCUUGUCAAUGCAACAACCGGUCCAAGCGGUUCAGUCCAUCGUUUUACCUGCCAUGAUCCCGAUCGCAACCGCCACUGUGGCAUUCUCACAGACGUUCGGCGCCGCCCUGUUCAUCAGCCUCAGCCAAACCACCUUUCUCAACUUGCUUCGCCCAGCGCUACGCACUCAUGCACCCAAUAUAAAUGCACAAGAUGUCAUUAACACCGGUGCAACGAAUUACCUAGCCAAGCUCUCAGUCGGGCCGGACAACGCCGAUACAAGAACUGGUGUGCUCCUAGCGUACAACCAGGCGGUUACAAGGACAUUCUACCUCGCGGUGGGAUGUGGAGUUGGUGCCUUUGUAACGAGUUUGGGACUGGGGAAGACAAAGGUGGAAACGAAGAAAGAGAAGAAGAACAACGACGCCGAGAAGCGAAUUGAGAAGGAGGAGAAGGACGAGAGACGCAGCGGCCUGGAGGAAAGUGAGAGAAGCAAGAAGGAAACGGGGCCUCACGACGACAGCGUCAACGGUUCGCCGCAGCCGAGCCGUAUGGCUUCGUGA